This is a messenger RNA of Spinacia oleracea (spinach), 2417 nucleotides long. Its product is annotated as purine permease 3. Lineage: Eukaryota; Viridiplantae; Streptophyta; Magnoliopsida; Caryophyllales; Amaranthaceae. Gene Ontology annotation, cellular component: membrane. Gene Ontology annotation, molecular function: purine nucleoside transmembrane transporter activity. The transcript has 3 exons. The record is from RefSeq and is a predicted model, not a curated record. The coding region runs from base 659 to 1891 and encodes 410 amino acids.
AAUUUGUAUUGAGAAUUUGAGAACUUUUCAAUUUUCAGGAUAAGUUCUCCUCAUUUUACUCAUAAUAAGGUUGAACUUCCUUAUUUGUUGUGUUCUUUUUGAAAAAUUAUUUCCUAAAUCGAAAACAAUUUUCUCAAUGAUAGAAAAUAUUUUCCUAUCAGAAGCAAAGAAUGCUACAUUUUUCUCCUUUUCUCCUCGAUCCCGCCACCCCUCCUCGUCUUUUAAACUGUUACAUUUGUUUUCCAACUUCUUUGAUAAUUAAGAAACCAACUCGGAUUGUUCCACGCUGGUUCGGCUGGUGUCUGGUUCUGAUAUCACUCCCAUUUCAGUGACCUGGUUGGUCUUGCAGAUCCGGGAUCUAUUUCAGUCUCUGGCUAGGGUUUCAAUUUAUAAGGUGCUUCGAAAUCUUAUCUCGCCUGCUCAUGAUCUUGCGACCGCUGCUAGGAGUAGGGUGUUACUUAGGCUUCGUUUCUAGUUUUUUUGUUUUGUUGUUUCUUGCCUCUUUGUUUGUUUAGUUCUUAGUCCUCUUGUCAAAAAGAAAAAAAAAACCAAAUAAAGGAAAAUAAAAUUUAAGACGGGAUUAUCUCUUUUUUUCUUUUUCUUUUUUACAUCGACUUAAUCUUACAUGGAUUUUCAUUGACCAAAAAAAUCACUUAAAAUGUUUUCACGUGAACCAAACACGGACUACACGACCGCCUUAUUGUUAUGUAAAGAUAAGGUUAUUGAAUCAUGUUCUUACAAAAAAUGCAGAUAUAAGGGAUUAUUAUUAUCAAAAAGAGAGAAAAUUAGAUCAGAAAACAUGGAAAUGGAAUCACAAGAAAUAAUAAAUCCAAAGAUGAAAAAAUAUUUGUUGAUAUUGAAUUGUGUAAUGUUAGGAAUAGGAAUAAGUGGCGGUCCAUUAGUAAUGAGGUUGUAUUACAUACAUGGUGGUAAAAGUAUUUGGCUAUCUUCUUGGUUGGAAACUGGUGGUUGGCCUUUGAUGAUAAUUCCACUUCUCGUCGCUUAUUUCCGUCGUCUUCGUCGUCGUCGUGGUGGUGCAGAUCCUACACAGGCGGCUAAACUCAUCUUCAUCAACACCAACACCUUCUUCUUUGCUGCUAUUGUUGGUUUAGUAGCAGGGGCAGCAGAUUAUUGCUACGCAUAUGGAGUAAAACACAUACCAGUCUCAACAUCAUCAUUAAUCUUAGCAACCCAAUUAGCUUUUACAGCAGUAUUUGCCUUCAUAUUAGUAAACCAGAAAUUCACACCAUACUCAAUAAACUCCAUUGCUCUUCUAACCUUUGCAGCCAUAAUCUUAGCCGUCCAUUCUAACAGUGAUAAGCCAGCUGGAGAAUCCAACGGUCAGUAUUACUUAGGGUUCUUCUUAACCUUAGCCUCUUCUGCAUUGUUUGCUCUUAUGCUUCCUAUGAUUGAGCUUACUUACAAGAGAGUCAAACAGAGUGUGGUGGUGAUUAAUUACUCUUUGGUUAUGGAGAUUCAGCUUGUGUUGUCUUUCUCUGCUACUGUUAUGUGUACUGUUGGGAUGCUUGCUAGUGGUGAUUACAAGGAAUAUGCAAGAGAAAUGCAAGAUUACAAACUUGGGAAAGCAAUGUACUUUGUAGUGCUAAUAUGUAGUGCAAUUGUAUGGCAAUUCUUCUACUUAGGUGCCGCCGGAGUUAUUUUCUACGGCUCGUCGUUGUUGUCCGGAGUAAUUAUAUCGGUCGCACUUCCGAUCACCGAGAUAGCCGCCGUAUUUUUCUACCACGAAACUUUUCAAGUAGAUAAGGGGGUGUCUCUUCUUCUCUCCCUUUGGGGAUUUAUCUCCUAUUUCUAUGGGGAGGCUAAGGAAAUCAAGAAACAAAAGAAGAGACAACAACGAAAUAACACACAAUCUAUAGAUGUAGAAUCAUAAUGUACGUUUUUGUUAGAAUAUGUCUUGAAUCGGUUAAGUUCCCUUCUUACAACGCCCCAGCAGCAUUGGCCGGGUCUAGGUUAUCUGUUUUUAGGCAUUUUCCACAUAUGUUUAGAGAGUACUAUAUCAACUUUGUAGGUCACACUACAAGAAAUUGUACCAUUAACGACGGAAAAUCCUAUCGCUAAAGGCCAAUAGUGGUGGAAUUUUCUGACGCGAACCCUUCAUAAAAGGGGGUCGUUAUUGAUAGAAAAUCGAUCUCGUCGUUAACCCGUCGUAAAAGACAUUUGCGACGGUUGUUCCUUUUUUUAUUUGGUUAUUAGUUUGCGACGGAAUUAGAAUUUUUAAAUCCGUAAAAAUUCCGUCAUUAUUGGGUUGUCAUAAUGAUACACAUUUUUGUAGUAUCAUAAUCUAGUUGUAUUCUGUAAUAUGUACCCCUCGAGGUCAAUAAAGUUUUCCUAUGUAUGUGGAGUUGUGGACGUAGCUGACACGUACAUUGUUAAUGAACCAGUUAAAUUUUUGUGUA